AUGCCGAGCACAACGACCCCCUCGGUCAUUGCGGCGGUGUCUCUGGGGGCAAUUGUUGAUGUGAAGGACAAGAACAGCCUCUACGUCAGCAACCUCAGCGUCAAUGUCACCGAGAACUCUUUGCGGGAGGUUUUUCACUCCUGUGGCCAGUUGGAUGAGGUCAUCUUUCGCACAUAUCCAGGGUCGCUGAAAUGGUACGCGCAGCUCAACUUCCGUUCGCCCGAGGGUGUGGUUCAGGGCAGCAAGAUGGAAGGCACUCCGAUUUGUGGCACCGGCAUCCGCUGCAGCGCCAUCGACCCCACCAGCUUUGCGGCCAACGAAGUGCUGGCGCGGCUGCAGGCGAAGGAGGACGCGGCCAACAAGGAAGAUCCUGAGGUGGCAAGGCAAGAGUGGCACAAGAAGCUGCGCGAACAUGCAGAGGCCAGGAAGUUGCGCACAGUGCACAUCGAUGGCCUGCCCCAGAAUACCACCCUGCAGGGCCUCCAGCGGCUCGGAGAACAGUUUGGUGCCGUGGAGCAGUUGCGGCUUGACCGGGAUGACAAAGGUGCACCCUUCGGUCUGAUCCAGUUUAAGGAAUUGGGCAUUGCACGUGGCUGCUGCUUGCGUCGGACCUUUCUGGUGGAUGACCACGUGGUGCUGAUUUCCGAGUCCAAAUCCGAGGUGAAUUCCACAGACAUCGAAGAAGCCACGGUGGAGUUCCAACAUCCCUGCAUCGACCGCGCCCUAGCAGCGGCCAGUGGCGGGGAACAGACCAAAGCACCUCAGGGGAAGUUCUGGGAGGAUCUGGCGGAGAAGCGACGGCAGCUCUACAACUCCAAGCUGGAACAAGUUCGGCAGAACGCCGAGGCCAUCCUGGGACCAGGCGUGGCGCCCUCACCGCCGCCCUCCCCCGAGGAGGACGACUUUUUCGCCUGGGCGAAGCAAGCAGUGGCCUGGGCGGUGCCCAUGGACCCCGCGGCGGAGGAGGCGCAGGAGGAGGCCCCAGAUGGCAUCCAGGAGGAGGAGGAGCGAGGUCCGGUGGAUUUGGAGGAACAUCCAGACAUCGUUCCAGGAACGGAGCUGGCGGUGCUCAACGACUCCUCCGAGGAGGAGAUCUCCGACGGCGCCUCCGAGGAGGGCGGCGUGGACGUGGUGGGCGGCGCCUUUGCGGAUGGCCCCAAGGCGCGGAGGCAGCGCCGGGCGGCGCUGCGAGCGCAACGCAACAAGACCAGGCCCAAGGUCGCCGUGACGCAGGUGACGCCGUCGCAGUGGGCCGCGCAGCGUGCGCAGGCCAUGGAGCGUCUCCAGUCGUCGCCGGCGCAGUGGGCGGCGGCACGGCAGCGGGCGCUGGAACGGCUCAAGGCCAAGCGCCCGGCUGCAGGCCACGUUGUGAGCCUGGAAGAGGUCCAGCUCGAGGAGACGGAGAUGGUGCUGGAGACCGUCCCGGAGACGGUCCCGGAGACGGUCCUCGAUCUGGACGUGGAGCCGAAACCCAAACGGGCCAGGCUGUGCAUCCUGCGUACUGUGCAACGAACGGGUGCAAAGUAUGCCCUAUGGUCACACCAGAAGCUGGCGGCAGCUGCAGGCGUUCCAGCCGAUGUCAUCGAGACACUUUCGCAAGGCAGAGAUUGCAAGGAGUGCCAGUCUCUAGACGCACGGGAGUCUGCAGCGCUGGCGCUCUCGGAUGCGCUGCUGGAGGCUGGCAUGAACGUCAGCGAGGCAACCUAUGCCGUGGCCCUGGGUGCCCUGGGCGAGCGCCAAACUUUCGAGGUCGCCUGCACCGUUGGAUUUUACCUUCUCCUGAGU
This is a messenger RNA of Cladocopium goreaui, 1785 nucleotides long. The record is from the annotation of a GenBank genome assembly. Lineage: Eukaryota; Dinophyceae; Suessiales; Symbiodiniaceae.